AUGUCUUGUUCAAAUAUUCUAAUAUCAAAUCUACUGCCACCACAGUCAAAUUCUAGCCCGAUAUCAUUUUCAAUCAAAUUAACUAAUGAUCUCAUACAUUUAUUGAAAUCUAAUGGCUCUAACAACAAAAUUAAAUUAAUUGUCAAGAAUGGUAACGUAUCUAUCAAGUUAUCUGAGGAGCUAGUAUUACCUUGUUUGCCAUUACCCGAAAAUUUACCCGUUGAUAUAUAUUCUAUAUCUAAUAAGAGCACAUCCACAAAAUUGGUUUCUCAAUAUGAUGGUAGAAUAAUUAAUAAAUUAACUGUGGUUACCGAUUCUAAGAAAAUCAAAGAAAUUAAUGCUGCAAAUGCUUUAAGUUCGAAUCAUAAUAACAAACUAGGAUCAUAUAUUAAUGGGAACACUAAUAGUAAUAAUAAUAAUAAUAAUACCAACAAUAGGCUAACACCGUCGUUACUGGUUCCUAGUUCACCAGUUAGUCGAAGAUCAGCUUAUUCCACUUAUUCAAAUACCACAAAAAAUCCUUACAAAAUAUCCCUAUCAAGUGAUAAUCAAGCAAGUAUCAUUAAAAAAUUUAUACAUUUAUUAGCAUUGGGUCCAAUCACAUAUAAUCAUAUUGUUGACUUAUUGGAUUAUACAAAAAUAGAUCAUUUGUUGGACGAUUAUGGUCAAGUUUAUAAUGAUCAGGAUCAAUUUAUUCAAGAAGAUCGAUUUCCUUAUAUUGACUCUAAUAAUAAUAGUAAUGAUGAUUCUGAUGAUGACAUGGAUGAAGAAGUACAACGAUUUAUUUUGAAGGAUAAAAGUUAUAAAGAAUUAACUCCUUGGAAAUGGAAUUAUACAAAUUAUGAAAGAAAUUCUAUUUUAAAUAAUGUCAAUAAUGCAUUAACAAGAAUUGGAUUUUCACAGAGUCAUCCUUUAAGAAGAAAAAUUGUUGAACCUCCAAAUGAGGAUGAUAAUCGAUCUGAAACCAAAAAACCAAAUGGAUCCUCAUUAGGUGGUGGGUUUUUGAUAUCUUCUUCUUCUGUUUCAUCAAAUAAUAAAAAGAGAUCAACUCCUACUCCAGUUCCAUCAAAGGCCAAUACUCCAGUGAAUACUACAUCCAAGGUUAAUACUCCAGUUAAUACUACAUCCAAGAUCAAUACCCCGGUAGUUUCUUCAUCAAAAGUCAAUACUCCAGUGGUUGCACCACCUAAAGCUACAACACCGGUGGUUGCGUCGUCAAAGGCUAGUACGCCAGUGAAUAUUCCUCCUAGAAAUACUAAUUCCAACUCCAUACCAAGUCCACCAGUUAAAGUUAAAGUUAACAAUAAGAGAAAAUUCUCAAGUUCAAGUUCAUCUUCAGAAGAUGACGAUUCAAAAAAGUUAAAUUAUACUUCACCUCCGUCAUCAGAAGAAGAAUCAACAAGUAACAAUAAUAAUGCAAGUGGACAUAAUGGAGUUAAUAGUCAAAAAUCAAAAUUAGAUUAUUAUACUAAUUUGGCCAUUAAAUUUAAAAACAAGUAUAAAGAAUAUUCAGAAUUAUAUAAUGCAUUGUUGAAUAAGAAUGAAAUUAAAUCUAUUGAUUAUAAAGAUAAUUUGAUGAAGUUAUUUAAAUUACAUCAAAACUUAACUCAAUGGAAGAAGUUAUUAUGGGAUUUUGAUAAAGAGUCUAAAUUGAAAAAUAGUUUAAGUGAUAUCCAUAUUGAAAGAAAUACUACUCCAAUUACGUCAUCAUCUGGUUCAUCAUCAACAUCAAUUUUUAAAGCAUCAUCACCAUCCAGUACAGUUCUUGACGCACAUCCACCAGGAAUUAAAACUGCAACACCAUUCAAGAGAAGAAAAGUUAUGGAUUAUUAA
Messenger RNA from Candida tropicalis MYA-3404, 1833 nucleotides. RefSeq lists its product as uncharacterized. The transcript has a single exon. Bases 1 to 1833 code for a protein of 610 amino acids. The record is from RefSeq and is a predicted model, not a curated record. NCBI's taxonomy places the organism in Eukaryota, Fungi, Ascomycota, Pichiomycetes, Serinales, Debaryomycetaceae.